Messenger RNA from Triticum aestivum (bread wheat), 580 nucleotides. Its product is annotated as EMBRYO SURROUNDING FACTOR 1-like protein 8. NCBI's taxonomy places the organism in Eukaryota, Viridiplantae, Streptophyta, Magnoliopsida, Poales, Poaceae. The record is from RefSeq and is a predicted model, not a curated record. The transcript is spliced from 2 exons. The coding region runs from base 83 to 406 and encodes 107 amino acids.
CACCUAGCUACGACCUAGCAAUCUAACUCGCUCAUCAUAUCACACAUUUUUCCCAUCUAGAGUAGACUAGACUGCAAGAAACAUGAGGGCGUACGUGAAUGUGACGAUGACCGUCGUCUUGCUCGUCGUGUGCCUGGCGGCGAUCGGCCAGUUGGGUCGCGUGGAGGCCGGGAGAAGCUACAGAGAAGGGCAGCAAGCCGACGGCGAGGCGAGCAAGCUUGCGCUGAAGAUCUGCGUCCGUCGGGACUGCGAGACCAAGGCUGAACCCCUCUACACCUCCUGUUUCUGCUGCAUGAGCUUGCCGAAGAUACCGUGCUAUUUCACGCGGGAUGAGUGCAAGGCGGAGUGCCCCUACACGGGGCGGCCCGCACUGCCCGCCUCCGCCGUCGGCAACGGGACUGCCUAGUGCCUACGCGCAUGAGCAGAUGGAUGGCAACUGAUGCGGUGAGGUGUAGUACGCAGGAGCUGCGUGAUCGUAAAGGUGAUCGUGGUGGACAAGUUGGCCCGUCUCUUGUCUUAGGAGACUAAUUUGUGCUAAUUCUGCCCGCCUGGGGGCAUGGAAUAAACUUACACUUGUAUU